AUGAUAGUGCUGCUGUUCUUGCAGCAGGCUGUUUCAUCACCUUCUGCAACUACUACACAUUUGUGUUCUGACGUGCAAAAGCUUGCAUUGUUUCAGUUUAAGCUCAGUUUGUCAAUAGAAGCUUGUGCUUCUACACAUUGUGAUAUUUCUCAUCCAAAGACAAUGAGUUGGACCAUGAGUUCUGAUUGCUGCUCAUGGGAUGGAGUGACUUGUAAUCAGUUGACUGGAGAUGUGAUCGGAUUGGACCUGAGUUGCAGCUGCCUUGGAGGAUCCAUACUUCCCAAUAGCACCCUCUUCCAACUUUCUUAUCUCCAGUUUCUCAACUUUCGUGCCAAUAAUAUUAGUGGAGUACUACCUCAAGGAAUUUUCCACCUACACAACUUGAAACAAUUAAGGGUAGACUAUAACUCCAAUCUCACUAUUAGCUUGCCAGAAGUUAAGUGGGAGAGUAGUAGUAGUCUGCAGAUACUUUCCCUUUCAGAAACAACCUUUUCUGGAGGAAUACCAGAUUCCAUAGGCUACCUCAACUCCUUAAGCAGCUUGUCUCUCCGGAAGUGCAAGUUCUCUGGGCUGAUACCAAGAUUUAUUGGGAACCUCACUCGACUUACUACGUUAGAUCUGAGUUCCAAUAAUUUUAGUGGCCCAAUUCCGGACUCUUUUGCUAAUCUUCAAAACCUCACAUACCUUUUCCUUGAUAUUAACAAUUUAGUCGGUCAGUUCCCUUCUUGGGUUGCCAACCUUAGACAGCUCGUUGGUUUAGAUCUGUCUGAUAAUGGUUUAGAUCUGUCUGAUAAUUCACUAAGAGGACCCCUUCCCUCCAACCUAACAGCUCUCCAACUUCCACAAUUAACUGCUCUCUAUCUAUCAAAUAACUCAUUGAACGGCACAAUACCAUCUUGGUUGUUUGAUCUUCCAUCAUUAGCUGAAUUAUCACUAGAUCAUAACGACUUCACAGGUCAGAUAAAAGAGUUCAAUUCCUCUAGGUCGCCGCUAAGGUCUUUUUCUUGUGCCAACAAUUUACUUAAUGGAAACAUUCCACUGUCACUCUCUACACUUGUGAACCUCAUUGAUCUAGAGCUUUCCUCAAACAAUUUCCCUGGUUUCUUGGAUGUCGAUAUGUUCUCACACCUGUACACUUUGGAUCUUUCACAUAAUGGUCUAUCAUUGAGAAUCACAAAUAUGACUAAGUUCAAUCCAAAUCUUGAAAGUUUGGGCUUGGCAUCUUGCAAUAUAAAGAAGUUCCCACACUUUAUUAAAUCCUUAGAACACCUUCAAGACCUAGAUUUGUCCAACAAUUUAAUUGAUGGUGAAAUACCUCAAUGGAUUUGGAAGGAUUCUUUGAAUGAUCUGGAUCUUUCUCAUAACUUCUUAACUGGUGGACUUCAUCAUCUUCUGCAGAACAGGCUAUUUUUUCUCAAACUCCAGUAUAAUACGCUCAGCGGAUCCUUGCCAGACUCUAUCUGCAACUCAAGCUCUCUUGAAAUUCUCAAUUUGUCUCACAACAAUUUCACAGGUGCACUUCCCACAUGUUCAAGAAGUUUAGAGUCCAGUCUUUCAGUGUUAGGUGUGCUCAUAAAUAGAAUAAGUGGAAGUCUUCCAUCAACUUUAUCAAAUUUUCGGAUGCUGAGAAGUUUAAAUUUGUAUGGGAAUAAACUUGAAGGAACAGUUCCUCCUUCCUUUGCUAAAUUUGAUCACUUAGAAGUUCUUGAUCUCGGAAGUAAUCAACUAAAUGGCGCCUUUCCCCAGUGGCUGGAAUAUCUUAAAAAUCUCCAGGUUCUUAUUUUGAAAUCUAAUAAAUUUCAUGGCAUGAUAAACAAUAGUUCUAAGAUAGAACACCCGUUCCCUAGCCUUAGGAUCAUUGACCUAUCUGACAAUAUGUUUUCGGGUCCUCUGCCUGCAAAAUAUAUCAAAAAUUUUAAGGCUAUGAUGGAUGGUGAAGUCAAUAGAAAGGAAAGAAGUUAUAUGGGGAACUCCUAUUAUAGUGAUACAAUUAUCACAGUAAUAAAAGGGGUAGAGACUGAGUAUGUCAAGAUUUUAACUGUAUUCACAACUAUUGAUCUAUCGAGAAACAAGUUUGAAGGGCAAAUUCCAGAAUACAUUGGUAAUCUGAAGUCACUCAUUAAUCUGAAUCUAUCUCAGAACCAUCUCACAGGCCAUAUACCAUCCUUAAUUGGAAACUUGCUAUUGCUCGAGUCACUAGACUUCUCUUUCAACCGACUCACAGGAGUAAUUCCUCAACAGCUAACAAGUAUUUAUACUCUUUCGCGUCUAAAUCUCUCUCAUAAUGAUCUUAGUGGACGUAUACCAGAAGGAGCUCAGUUUUAUACAUUUCAAAAUGAUAGCUAUGCAGGGAACUUGGCGUUGUGUGGACAGCCAUUGUCCAUUAAGUGUGAGAGAGAGACUAAUGAGAUGCAAGAAGAAGAAGACGAGGGUGAUGAUUACUUUUUCAAUGGUUUUACAUGGGAAGCUGUUGUGAUCGGAUAUGGCAGUGGUGUGGUGCUGGGGUUUGUAGUAGGAUACAUUAUGUUCAUGGUGGGAAAACCAAAAUGGUUUAUGGGAAUUAUUGCCCGAGAGUUAGGCCUCAAGGUCAGAAGACUGGAGAUCAAAAGAUUUGCAUAG
Messenger RNA from Daucus carota subsp. sativus, 2619 nucleotides. Its product is annotated as receptor-like protein 35. The coding region runs from base 1 to 2619 and encodes 872 amino acids. Gene Ontology annotation, molecular function: protein binding. The transcript has a single exon. The record is from RefSeq and is a predicted model, not a curated record. Lineage: Eukaryota; Viridiplantae; Streptophyta; Magnoliopsida; Apiales; Apiaceae.